Messenger RNA from Aspergillus lentulus, 846 nucleotides. The record is from RefSeq and is a predicted model, not a curated record. Lineage: Eukaryota; Fungi; Ascomycota; Eurotiomycetes; Eurotiales; Aspergillaceae.
AUGAGGGACCGAUCAGGCAGUCUAUAUCACCUCCAACCCCAGCUGGAUGACAUCCUAAACGAUGUGGCCCCCUUCCCCUACACUCUGGGCGCAUUCAUUGCCUUCCUCUCCGAGCACCAAUGUCUAGAAACCGUCGAGUUCUUACUAGAAACCGAACGCUACCGACGCAUCUACCACUGGCUCGAGCAUAAAACCGAGACAUGCGAGGCCGUCCGCAAGGCCCAUCUCUCCGGGCUCUGGAACCGCCUGAUCAACCAAUAUAUUCGCCCUCACGGGGAGCGCGAGAUUAAUAUCCCCUGCGACAUCCGAUCGCAGCUGAUGCAGCAGUUCCACAAGCACGGGGAUGACCCUCCUCCACCCGAAAUACUCGAUCGGGUCGUGAAUAACAUCAAGGAGCUCCUGCGGGGUUCCAUCCUCAUACCUUUCCUGCGAAGAUCAUCCGCGACUGCGCGCGUCCAGCCGCUCUCCAUGCCGUGUUUGAACAAUCUAUUGCCAGAGGAAGCUAUGUCUGGGCCGUUUGUCGCGGAUGAUAUACGGGUGAAUCGAUGCGCGCGAGAGGAUUAUCCUUGCGGUCGGAGUGACUCGACACGUCGGUAUGGAUUCUAUGGCGAGCCGGGGUCGAGUUCGGUGGAGGACGACGGCGAGUAUGCGAGUAGUGCGGUGAUGUCUUCUGCGUCGGACCGGUCGGAUAUACAAGAUUUUGCCUUCAGAGGGAAUGAGGGGACGACGAACUCGCGGACGAGAACGGUCACAGACCGGACUUCUCAAGAGGAUAGGAAACGUCGCGGCUGGCGAAAGAGGUUCAAGGAGGGGUUGACGAAGCAUCUUCCUCGGUCGUCGGAUUGA